Dromaius novaehollandiae (emu) is the source of this 1146-nucleotide messenger RNA. It is a transcript of the gene CAPZA3, whose product is annotated as capping actin protein of muscle Z-line subunit alpha 3. Gene Ontology annotation, cellular component: F-actin capping protein complex; actin cortical patch. NCBI's taxonomy places the organism in Eukaryota, Metazoa, Chordata, Aves, Casuariiformes, Dromaiidae. Gene Ontology annotation, biological process: barbed-end actin filament capping; actin cytoskeleton organization. The transcript is spliced from 2 exons. The record is from RefSeq and is a predicted model, not a curated record. Gene Ontology annotation, molecular function: actin filament binding.
AUGGUAGCCUCGCAUCACCUGCUCCGAUCCCUUCACUGCGGUGGCAUCAGCAGCACACAGCAGGACAUCACCUCAGCUCGCUCCAGAUCCCCGCGGGUGCCUUCCCCUGCCCCCUUGCCCCGGCACCCGCCCCCUGCCCCAGCCCCCCAGCUCAUGCCACCCUGUGGCGCUGUCCCCCUGGGGCUCUGCUCCACACUGCUGCUGCUCCACAAGGUGCCUUGCCCGUCUCCCCACCUUUCAGGAAGCCCCAGCACGUGCUUGGGGCAGGGGCUACUGCCACUGGAGAAGGCGCCUCUGGUUUGCAGCCUGCUGCUUCAGGCCCCCCCCGGCGAGUUCGCCCAGGUCAUCCAGGACCUCCGGGUGCUGGUGUGUGACGAGGAGCUGCUGAGGCGCGAGGCCGCCCGCAUGGGGGCCUGGCGCAGCCAGGGCCACUUUCCCCCAGUCCAAAUAAACGGGCAUAUCGUGCUGGUGACCCGCUACGACUAUUUAGGUGGAAACCGCUUCUUUGACCCGCAGGACAAGCUGUCUUUUGCAUUUGACCACCCGAGUGGGGUGGCCAGCAAGUACCAGCUCCACGACGUGCUGCUGGAUGAGGGGGAGCUGCAGAGAGGGGCCCUCCACCAGGGCCUGAAGGUGUACGUGAGCCGCCACUUCCCCACAGGCAACUGCUGCGUCUUCCGAAAAAAUGCGAGGAAGACGCAGAUCUUUGUGGCCUGCAUCGAGGCUCACCAGUACCAGCCUUCGGGAUGCUGGAAUGGCCUCUGGAAGUCUGACUGGACUCUUGUCCUGACUCCACUUACCACGCAGGUUACGGGGAUCUUCCUCCUCCAGAUGCACCACUUCAACAGUACCAACCUCCACGUAACAGUCAGUAAGUCUGUGAGCGAACCGCUCAACGUGACAGACCAAAGUCAGUUUGCCACAGAUUUUGUGAAAUUUGUGAAAGCUGAGGACACCAAGUUGCAUAUUGCCAUCCUGGAAGACAUGCAGGCCUUGUCGGAGGAUAUAUGGGGGAAAAAUCUGCGGAGGAAAUUCCCUAUCACUCGCACUUUUAUAAACUGGAAUAGACUGCUGAAUGAGCAGCGUCUGUAGACCAUUGUCUCCAUCACAGAAGUACUUCUAUGUCUAUUGAAAUGCACCAUUUGA